Molecule: messenger RNA, 1416 nt
Organism: Thamnophis sirtalis
Lineage: Eukaryota; Metazoa; Chordata; Lepidosauria; Squamata; Natricidae
Source: RefSeq, a predicted model, not a curated record
GGGGGCUUUUUCGGUGGUGCGACGCUGUGUCAAACUUUGUACUGGACAUGAAUACGCCGCCAAGAUUAUCAACACCAAGAAGCUCUCAGCAAGAGAUCACCAGAAGUUGGAGCGAGAAGCUCGCAUCUGCCGUCUCCUGAAGCAUUCCAACAUUGUUCGUCUCCAUGACAGCAUAUCCGAGGAAGGUUUUCACUACCUCGUCUUUGAUCUGGUCACGGGUGGUGAGCUCUUCGAAGACAUUGUUGCCAGAGAAUACUACAGUGAAGCUGAUGCAAGGUGUUAUUCUUUACAUCUUACUCGUGGGAUAUCCUCCUUUUUGGGAUGAGGAUCAGCACAAGCUGUACCAACAGAUUAAGGCUGGUGCCUACGAUUUUCCUUCCCCUGAAUGGGACACAGUCACUCCUGAAGCAAAAAACCUCAUAAAUCAAAUGUUAACCAUCAACCCUGCAAAGAGAAUCACAGCACACGAAGCUCUGAAACAUCCAUGGGUCUGCCAACGUUCAACAGUGGCUUCAAUGAUGCACAGGCAGGAGACCGUAGAGUGUCUGAAGAAGUUCAAUGCAAGAAGGAAGCUCAAGGGUGCCAUUCUUACUACUAUGUUGGCAACAAGAAACUUUUCAGCAGCUAAAAGUUUACUGAAUAAGAAAGCGGACGGCGUGAAGCCUCAGACAAACAGCACCAAAAGCAGCGCCGGAGUUACCAGCCCAAAAGGGACCCUUCCUCCAGCUGCACUGGAGCCUCAAACCACCGUUAUCCAUAACCCAGUGGACAGCAUUAAGGAAUCAUCCGACAGCACAAACACCACCAUAGAGGAUGAAGACACGAAAGCCCGCAAACAAGAAAUAAUCAAGAUAACGGAGCAGCUGAUAGAGGCUGUGAACAAUGGAGAUUUUGAGGCCUAUGCAAAAAUAUGUGAUCCGGGCCUAACUUCGUUUGAGCCUGAAGCGCUGGGCAAUCUUGUUGAAGGGAUGGACUUCCACAGAUUUUACUUUGAAAACUUGUUAUCUAAGAACAACAAGCCCAUUCACACAACCAUCCUGAACCCUCAUGUGCAUGUCAUCGGGGAAGAUGCUGCCUGCAUUGCCUACAUCCGCCUGACACAGUACAUCGAUGGGCAGGGCCGUCCCCGUACUUGCCAGUCUGAAGAGACCCGGGUCUGGCACCGCCGGGAUGGCAAGUGGCAGAAUGUCCACUUCCACUGCUCGGGAGCUCCGGUGGCCCCACUCCAGUGAAGAAUUCAUGCUGGCUGUUCUGAUUUCAUCCCGAAGGAGAUGGUGAUUUCAGCUGAGCCACUAGCCGGGAGCAGCAGUGACAAGCACGCGCCCGCAUGCUCGUGUCCCCCCCCCGUUCCCUCUCCUUCCCCUCUUUCAUUUCCAGUGCCUGUGUUUGCAAAGAGAGAGAGACAGAGACAGAGAA